Molecule: messenger RNA, 3950 nt
Organism: Pezoporus occidentalis (night parrot)
Lineage: Eukaryota; Metazoa; Chordata; Aves; Psittaciformes; Psittacidae
Gene: CC2D1B
Product: coiled-coil and C2 domain containing 1B
Exons: 25
Coding region: 175-2817 (880 amino acids)
Biological process (GO): regulation of transcription by RNA polymerase II
Cellular component (GO): nucleus
Molecular function (GO): RNA polymerase II cis-regulatory region sequence-specific DNA binding; DNA-binding transcription repressor activity, RNA polymerase II-specific
Source: RefSeq, a predicted model, not a curated record
CCCGAGGGUCCCGCCUCCGCUGGCCCCGCCCCUUCGCGCAGGCGCGCUGCCGCCUUGGAGCCGCGGCAGAGGCGUCCCCGUGCCGGGCGGGAGGCGCUUCACCGGGCGCCGUUGGGCGGGCUGCGGGAGGCCGAGGCCCUUAGAGACGCAGCCCUCUGAAAUUAAUGAACCAACAUGCUUGGCAGAAGACCUAAGAAAAGCCCUCAAGCAAAGGGCCAGGGAGCUGCAGUUGCAAAGCAGCUGGGGCUCUUUGUAGAUUUCAAUCCAGAAGAGAUGCUGCUGGCUGCAGAGGAUGGUGGGGAUGAUGGGGACCUUGAAGCAGAGCUUGCAGCUAUCACAGGAGUGAAAGUGAAAGAAGAGAAAUCAAAACCAAAAGUGAAAACUCCUCUGCCCAUGGAUCAUAUUGAAAAGAUGGCUGCAGAGUGUAUGAAGGACCUGAAUGAAGACGAGGAAGACGAAGGAGAUGAUGAAGACUUAGAGAAAGAUACAGACCUGUUGGCAGAAUUGCAGGAAGUUCUGGAAGGUGAGACGGAAAGCUGUGAGGAUGAAACAAUAGCAAUGGAGCCAUCCACUGCUGAACCAGAAAAUGAGGAACCGGAACUGCAGCCACAGACCACCUCACUUCCUGCUGUUACCAGUGAGCUGCAACAGACAAUAGAGAAGAGGCUUGCUAACUAUAGGACAGCAAUUGCUAACGCAAAGGAGUCGGGUGAGUCGGCCAAAAUACGCCGAUACGAAAGAGGCCUUAAGACACUAGAAACCAUGCUGGCUGCAGUGAAGAAAGGCAAAAAAAUCAAUGAGGAAGAAAUGCCACCUCCUGUUGCAACAGGAAAGAGUUCUUCUCACUUAUCCCAAGCUACAGGAGUGGAGCUGGAGAAUACAGGAGAUUCAGUUGGUGACCUACUGGAGAAUAAAGAUGAGUCUGCUGCAGAUGAUGAGCAGAAGACCCCUCAUGAAGCAGUGCAACAUGUGGAAUCAGAGUCUCUACAGGGUCACGAUGCUUCUAGUCCCACUGCAGAAACAGAUCUCCAGAAGAGCAGCACACGAGCAAUACUACUUAUGAGGCAGAAGGAGUAUAAAUUAGCAGCUCUGAAAGCCAAGCAGCAAGGGGACCUGGAGAAAGCAAAGGAAUACAUGAAGGCAGGCAAGAAAUUUAAUGUGGUCUUGGAAGCUUUGGACAGUGGGCAGCCAAUAGACCUGGAGAAUAUGCCUCCAUCUCCUCAGGAUCUUGAGAGCCUAGUAAAUGUACAAGGUGCAUCCAAGCAAAAGGUACCUGCUCCAGUGGGAAGUUUCCAGGAUCUUAAACCACCUGAACCUCACACCCGAGAAGCUUCAGCUUCCCUGCAGCAGCCAAAAACGGUGCUGGAAGCAUUGCAGCAAAGGCUUGAGAAGUACAAGUCAGCAGCAGCACAGGCUAAAGCGAGUGGGGAUGAUCGGAAAGGCAGGAUGCACGAGAGAAUAGCCAAGCAAUACCAGGACGCCAUAAGAGCCCAUAAAGCAGGGAGAAAAGUGAAUUUUUCUGAGCUACCUGUUCCUCCUGGAUUUCCCCCUCUUCCUGGUAUUGCAGCAACGGAUGGUGACAGCUCAAUAGCUGCUGUUCUGGAAAGUGCUGGCAAGCUGGCAAAUAUGGAGGAGAAUGAAGAUGACGAGGAGACUGAACCUCUGGCACAGGCCCCUGUUGCCAAGAAGCCUGCUCAGCUGCCUGCAAAGCCGACUCAAGUUGUUAAGCCAAUUACAGUGCCAUCUGCUGUAGCUGGGGAGGAGAGCUCUCCUGAGCAUGUGAAACGAGCUUCAUCACCUUCCACCGUGCAUCAGGCAGAGUCAAUGGAUCACCUCCCUCCAGCUGUGAGGGAACAGCUGGAAUUUCUGGAGAACAGAAAGAAGCAAUACAUAAGGGCAGCUGUCAAAGCAAAGAAGGAGAAUAACCUUGAACAGGCCAAGAUGUAUCUCAGGACAGCCAAGAGCUUUGACAUAAAGAUUCAGCAAGCAAAAUGUGGCAAACCUGUUGAUAUUUCCAAGCUGCCAUCACCCCCUACAGAUGAUGAGGGCGAUUUUAUCUUCAUACACCAUGAAGAUGUCAGACUGUCUCAGAAAGCAGAUGAAGUGUAUGCACAGCUCAUAAAGCUGCUGAAGGACCAGUAUGAGAGGUGUCUGCAGUAUUCCAAGCAAUUCAUGCAUCUGGGAAAUGUAGCAGAAACGACUCGGUUUGAGAAAAUGGCACAAGGCUGUAGAAAGGACAUGGACAUCCUGCAGCUUGCACGAGCACAAGGAAUGGAGCCUCCAAGCCAUCACUUUGAGGAAAGAACUUUCAAGAUGAUAAGGAUAUUUUCUGAGCUCAACAGCACAGAAAUGCACCUUCUUAUUGUCAGGGGGAUAAACCUACCAGCUCCACCAGGUGUAUCCCCGAGAGAUUUGGAUCCCUUUGUGAAGUUUGAAUUUCAGUACCCGAGUGCGGAGCAACCUCAGAAGAGUAAAACACCUGUAAUAAACAAUAACAAUUCUCCAGAAUAUAACCAGUUGUUUAAGUUGAACAUCAACCGAAAUCACCGAGGUUUCCGGCGAGCAAUUCGGUCCAAAGGGAUUAAAUUUGAAGUAUUUCAUAAAGGGUCCUUUUUUAGAAGUGACAAGCAAGUGGGAACGGCACACUUGAAACUGGAGAAGCUGGAGUCAGAAUGUGAAGUCAGAGAGAUCAUUGAGAUUUUGGAUGGCAGAAAGCCCACUGGAGGGAAACUGGAGGUGAAAGUGAGACUCAGGGAGCCCCUCAGCGGUCAAGAUCUUCAAACAGUUACAGAAAACUGGCUGGUCCUUGAGCGUUAGUUCUGCCUGAGCUCCACUGGCAAGUUAAAGAUGUGGGAUGAACGUCUGCAGAGAGAUGCUGCUAGCUGCAAGCACCAAAGAUGUUAAAUGAAUGCACUACUGAACCUAAUGUCUAUUUUGGUAACAGCCAUAGUGCUUACUAAUAACGUCGGGGCAGAUGUAAGGCUCUGGGAGUUUGCUGCUGCAGGGGACUGUCACUAGUCUACACAAAAUAGACAGAAUUGCCUUAACGUGGGACUACUAAUGUAGCACCAGGAUGAAUGUUACACUAACUAUGCACAGUGGUGUGGGAAAAGUUUAGCCCCUUCAGAAUUCCCUGAGGCAGUGCAAGAACUUUCUGGUCAAGUCACAGGUAAGACCUUUACCAGAACUCAUGUUUUCCAGUGUUGCGGUACAGCCAGCAGUCUGCUACUGCUUCUUCUGUUUCCUUAUCAAGACCUCUCUGAUCUAUCUCUUUUCAUUUCUUAACUAGAGAGGGAACUCAGGCAGUGGAUCCCUCUGUGUGUGCCACUACAGCACGAGCUCAGUGGGAUGCUGCUGUUGAGGAGGAAGGAAUGGCAGGCUCCAGAGCAGCAGGUGUUUAUAGAUGUACAUUCUUGUUCUGGCUCCCAGCUGUCUGCCCUGCGUGGUCAGUGCAGCCCUGGUACUGUGCCUUCAUCCUUUUUCUUUUUAAAUGUAAAAAGGAGGGGAAGAGAAAAUGAAGUAAGCUCUGACUGCUGCUUCCCAAACGUUCCUUGUAUUUGUACAGAAAUAGGCUUUUACAGUUCUUCCAGGUGCUGGGGAAAAUAGCCACUGUUACGUAGGAAACGGGAUUAAGACUAUUUUCAGGAAUGCUUCUGAUCAGCAGCAUACAACAAAAUGGUACCAAAUACGUUUGUGGUGUUAAACCUCCGUGAGCUCAGAGACAGGACUGAUCUCAGAGGAGAGGACGUGCCUGCGCUGCGGGGUCGGAGCCUUUCCUGCACCAGCUCUUUAGGCAGGGCAGGGCACAGACAAGCAGGGUCCAGGCGGGUAAGAGUCAGGCAGCGCUGCCUCUGUCUUCCUGAGCAGAUGAAGACAAUACAGUGUUUAGUUUUUAAUUUCAAUAAAUUUAAUAUACAAAACUACAUGUUGAAAAUAAAAAUAUAAUAUGC